UCAAUCUCGACGAUAAGCAAAAUUUAAAUUCGGUAUCCUUAACGCGAAGUGCUUGAUAAAUGUUAUAUGCCCAUAUAAAUAAAUGACUAUUGUGUUAACCUAGAUAGUAAAAAUUCUAUGUAGGAGAUUCCUAACAAACAAUGGAUUUUCAAAAUCGGCCUGGAGGAAAAACAGGAGGCGGUGGCGUAGCAUCAUGGUCCGAAAGCAACAGAGACCGCCGCGAGCGGCUUCGACAGCUUGCGUUGGAAACCAUCGACUUAAAUAAGGAUCCUUAUUUUAUGAAAAAUCAUUUAGGUUCCUAUGAGUGUAAACUUUGCCUAACUCUUCAUAAUAAUGAGGGAAGCUACUUGGCUCAUACACAAGGAAAGAAACAUCAGGCAAAUUUAGCUCGAAGAGCUGCAAAAGAAGCCAAAGAAGCUCCGCAACAAUUAGCCCCAGAGAAACCGAGGAUUGAACCUAAAAAGUUUGUAAAAAUUGGACGUCCUGGUUAUAGAGUAACUAAGCAAAAGGAUCCUGAAAAUGGACAGCAAAGUUUACUUUUUCAAGUUGACUAUCCAGAAAUAUCUGAAGGUGUGCAGCCAAGGCAUAGAUUUAUGUCAGCCUAUGAACAAAAAAUAGAACCUCCAGACCGCAGGUGGCAGUAUUUAUUAUUUGCGGCAGAGCCUUAUGAAACAAUAGCAUUCAAGGUGCCUAGUCGAGAAGUUGAGAAGCAUGAUUCUAAGUUUUGGACUCAUUGGAAUAAGGAUACAAAGCAGUUUUUCUUGCAAUUUGCGUUUAAAUUGGAGCCAUUGAGAUUGCCUCCACCUCCUUCCAAGAUGUGGGAAAAUCAUGGGAUUCGUUUACCGCCCCCACCUGGUGCACCAAUGAUGGGAGUUCCACCACCCCCACCCUUAAUGCCAGUACCACCUCCCCCUCCAUCUAUGUAAAGUUGAUGUACUUUAGUGUAAGUUUUACUUAAUAAAAGGACAUAAAUGUA
Pieris brassicae (large cabbage white) is the source of this 976-nucleotide messenger RNA. RefSeq names its product splicing factor 3A subunit 2 (gene Sf3a2). The record is from RefSeq and is a predicted model, not a curated record. Gene Ontology annotation, cellular component: U2-type prespliceosome; catalytic step 2 spliceosome; U2 snRNP. Bases 141 to 926 code for a protein of 261 amino acids. The transcript has 3 exons. Lineage: Eukaryota; Metazoa; Arthropoda; Insecta; Lepidoptera; Pieridae. Gene Ontology annotation, biological process: spliceosomal complex assembly. Gene Ontology annotation, molecular function: zinc ion binding; nucleic acid binding.